Molecule: messenger RNA, 4133 nt
Organism: Serinus canaria (Common canary)
Lineage: Eukaryota; Metazoa; Chordata; Aves; Passeriformes; Fringillidae
Gene: CAMTA2
Product: calmodulin binding transcription activator 2
Exons: 21
Coding region: 522-3857 (1111 amino acids)
Biological process (GO): regulation of transcription by RNA polymerase II
Cellular component (GO): nucleus
Molecular function (GO): transcription coregulator activity; protein binding; double-stranded DNA binding
Source: RefSeq, a predicted model, not a curated record
GGGCGCGUGGGGAAGAGAUGUGGGGGGCGGUGAUAGGGGAAUGUGGGGUUUAGUGGGAGGGGGAUGUGGGGUGCAGUGAGUGCAGAAUGUGGGGUUACAGUGCAGAGAUGUGGGGUGCAGUGGGGCAGAGAUGUGGGGUUAGAACGCAGAGAUGCGGGGGCGUGGGCAGGGGCGUGUGGGGUGCAGUGGGGCAGAGGUGGGGGUACAGGUCAGGGUUGUGGAGUGCAGUGGGAAAGGAUGUGUGGGGUUGUACGGCAGGGAUGGGGGGCUAUAGGGCAGGGAUGGGGAGUUGUAGGGCAGUGCUGUGUGGGGCUGUAGGGCAGGAAGGGGGCCCUGUAGGGCAGAGGCACUGGCUGCAGUGGGGGAAGGUGCUGAGGACGGUGCGGGGGUCCCUGGUCCCGUGUCCCCCCGAUGUCACCCCGCUGUUCCCCACCCCAUCACCGUUUUUGGGGGUCCCUGCAGGUUGCAGCCCUUGCUGUGCCCCCCUCGGGGAGCCCUGAGGGCCCCGCACGCGCCCCGAGAUGAGCAGCAAGGACCCCCCCGAGGUCUCAGAGAGGAGCCACCUGAAGGUGUUCCUGCCCCGGAAGCUGGUGGAGUGUUUGCCCAAAUGUCCCGUCCUCCCCAAGGAGCAGCUGCGCUGGAACACCAACGAGGAAAUCGCCUCGUACCUCAUCACCUUUGAGAAACACGACGAGUGGCUCUCGUGCUCCCCCAAAACCAGGCCGCAGAACGGGUCGGUGAUCCUGUACAACCGGAAGAAGGUGAAGUACCGCAAGGACGGGUACUGCUGGAAGAAACGCAAGGAUGGCAAGACCACGCGUGAGGACCACAUGAAGCUGAAGGUGCAGGGAGUGGAGUGCCUCUACGGCUGCUACGUGCACUCGUCCAUCGUGCCCACCUUCCACCGCCGCUGCUACUGGCUGCUGCAGAACCCCGACAUCGUGCUGGUGCACUACCUGAACGUGCCGGCCAUGGAGGAGUGCGGCCGCGCCUGCGCCCCCCGGCUCUGCAGCCCCCCCCUCUGCUCGGGGGCCCCCCCGAUCUGCGCCGCCGCCGCCGACCCCCGGGAGUGGCUCAAGUGGUCCCAGGAGGAGCUGGUGGCCCAGCUGCGCCCCAUGUUCCACGGGGUGAAGUGGGGCUGCGGGAACGGGGGGGCUGCCCCCGGGCUGUCCCUGGAGCAGCUGGUGCAGCACGUCCUGGAGAGGCACCAGGCCCGGCCGCCCCCCCGCACCCACGCCUGCCUCUGCGCCGGGGGGCUGGGCACCCCCGGCCACAAGUGCAGCAGCACCAAGCACCGCAUCAUCUCCCCCAAAGUGGAGCGGGGAAGCGAGGGGGGCGCCCCGGGGGACCCCCCCAAACCCGCCCCCUCCUCCCCCGACACCACCCAGCCCUCCCCGUGCCUGGGGGGGGGCGCGGCGCCCCCCGAGGGGCCCCGAGCGCCGCCGUUCCCGCCCGGGGGGGGGCUGCCGCUCCUGGUGGUGGCCAGUCUGGGGGGGGGCGCGGCGCCGGGGGGGCCCGAGCAGCCGCUGGGGCUGACCCCCAGCCAGCACCUGGUGACCCCCGAGGGCACCUGCCCCACGGCCCCGCCGCCCCCGGCCGCCUUCGACCCCGACUGCUUCCUCAACAGCCCCCGCCGCGGGCAGACCUACGGCUGCGAGGCCGAGGCCCCCCCCGGGGCGCCCCCCCCGGCCCCCGCCGCGGCCCCCAAGCUGGAGGAGGAGGAGGAGGAGGAGGAGGCGGAGGAAGAGGAGGAGGAGGAGGAGGGGGGAAAGCAGGGCGCGGUCGCCCAGGACCCCCUCAGCGAACUCAGCGCCGCCCCCCCGCCCCAGCCGCCGUUCCCCCUGCCCUUCCCCGAGCUGCUGGUGGGGGACGCGGGGGUCCCCCCAAACCUGCGCGAGCCCCCCCACACCUCCCAGCUCCCCUCCUCCCCCACGGGCCCCCCCAGCGACCCCCCCGUGGCCAUCACCGAUUUCUCCCCGGAGUGGUCGUACCCUGAGGGCGGGGUGAAGGUGCUGAUCACGGGCCCCUGGGGGGACCCCGGUGCCUACUCGUGUCUCUUCGACCGCACCUCGGUUCCGGCCGCGCUGGUCCAGCCGGGCGUGCUGCGCUGCUACUGCCCCCCCCACGAGGCCGGUGUGGCCGCCCUGCGCGUGGCCUGUCCCCCCCGGCUGCUCUCGGCCGCCGCCCCGUUCGAGUACCGGGCGCGGGGGGCGGCGCGGGGCCCCCCCGGGGCACAGCUGGACUGGCUGGCACUGGAUGAGGCCCAGUUCCGUCUGUCCAUCCUGGAGCGCCUGGAGCAGCUGGAGACGCGUCUGGGGGCCCUGCCCCCCCCCGCACCCCUUCCGCCCCCACGGGGGGCUCCCUCUGAGACCCCCCCCGAGCAGGGGCCGGGCUCAUCCUUCGAGGCGCGGGUGGUGGCCAUCUGCGAGGCCAUGAUGGCGCGGCAAGGCUGGUCCGGGACGUCGCUGGGGACAUCGGGGACCUCGAUGCUGGCGCACGGGGUGACGUUCCGUGGGAUGACGCUGCUGCACCUGGCGGCCGCCCAGGGCUAUGCCAGCCUGGUGGAGGCUCUUCGGCGCUGGCGGGCGCUGGCAGUUGAGAGCCUGGAGCUGGAGCAGGAGAUCGACCCCCUCAACGUGGACCAUUUCUCCUGCACCCCCCUGAUGUGGGCGUGUGCCCUGGGGCACCGGGAGGCGGCGGAGCGGCUGUGCCGCUGGGACCGGCGGGCGCUGGCUGUCCCCGACACCCUGGGGCGGCUGCCCCUGGCCCUGGCACGUGCCCGCGGCCACCUGGCCCUGGUCACCCGCCUCGAGGAGCUGCAGAUGUCACCCGUGUCCCCACGGUGCCACCUGCCCGGCCUGCGCAUCCCCUCCCCGCUCUCUGCCAGCCCCGACACAGGGCUGAGCACAGCCAGCAGCCUCUCGUCCCCAUCGGGGCUCUCCGAGGGUCCCGGCUCCGUCCCGCUGCCCCCCGGCCCACCUGGGCCCCCCGAGGAUGAGAGCUGGGGGCUGGCAGUGCCCCCCAGCCCCCCUGAGGAUGCCCUGGCCCCGCCCUCCGACGCCCUGCAGGCCGAGGUGGUGACACUGGCACGGCAGAUCAUCGAGGCCACCCCUGAACGCAUCAAGCAGGAGGCACCGGGGGGGCCCCCGGGGGCACUGGGAGCCCUGGGAGCAGCAGGGGGGACACCAGGGACAACGGGGACCCCGGGGCCAGCAGGGCCAGCAGGGCUUGGUGCUGCCAUGGCCUGGCUGGCCACGUACCUGGAGAGCGUGGACCGUCCCCCCGCACCUGCCCACAGGGCGGAGGUGGCCUCACGGGGGUCCCCGGGGGUCCCCGACCGGCCGCCCCCCCCUUCGGCCGCGGGCUGGGCCGAGUUCCUGAACGCCUCCGGGGGGGCUCGGGGCGAGGGGGGGGCCGUGGCCCUGCUGACCCUCAGUGACCAGGAGCAGCACGAGCUCUACGAGGCCGCGCGUCUUGUGCAGGGCGCUUUCCGCAAGUACCGGGGCCGGAGGCUGAAGGAGCAGCAGGAGCUGGCUGCCGCCGUCAUCCAGCGCUGCUACCGCAAGUACAAGCAGUUCGCCCUGUUCCAGCGGAUGACGCAGGCCGCCAUCCUGAUCCAGAGCAAGUUCCGCAGCUACGCGGAGCAGAAGCGCUUCCAGCGGCGCCGGCGCGCGGCCGUGCUCAUCCAGCAGCGCUUCCGCAGCCUCCGCCAGCACCGGAGCACCUUCCUCACCCUCAAGCAGGACCAGGCAGCCCGGAAGAUCAUGAGGUUCCUGCGGCGCUGCCGCCACCGGAUGGAGGAGCUGAAGCAGAACAAGGAGGUGGACAGUUUACAGACGCGGGGCCUGGCCUCGUGACCCCCCCAAGGGGGACCCAGGCAUUGGGGGACCCUCAGUACCCCCCUCACGGGGGAGCCCAGGCACGGGGGGAGCUCCCCUUGCUGUCCCCCCGGUCGUGUCUGUGUGUCCGGGUGUCCCGGAGGGCUCGUGCGGAGGGGAAGGAGCGGGGAGAGCCGCCCCGCGCCCCCUCCCCACUCGCCCCCAUACCUCCCCCGCAUGCCCACUCCCCCCCCGCCUCGUGGGGGCUCUUUGUACAAAGUUCCAUUAAAAAAACGAGGAAGCGGGAAUGAAAGA